Molecule: messenger RNA, 2394 nt
Organism: Cynocephalus volans (Philippine flying lemur)
Lineage: Eukaryota; Metazoa; Chordata; Mammalia; Dermoptera; Cynocephalidae
Gene: PCDHB16
Product: protocadherin beta 16
Exons: 1
Coding region: 1-2394 (797 amino acids)
Biological process (GO): homophilic cell-cell adhesion
Cellular component (GO): plasma membrane
Molecular function (GO): calcium ion binding
Source: RefSeq, a predicted model, not a curated record
AUGGAGACCAGAUGGAUGUGCAAUCUGAGAGAAAGGCAAGUCCUAAUUUUCUUUGUUUUCCUGAGCAUGUCUGGGGCGAGCGCCGAGUUGGGGCCCUAUUGGGUAGUGGAAGAAAUGGAGAGAGGCUCCUUUGUGGCAAAUCUAGGAAAAGACCUAGGGUUGGGAUUCACGGAGAUGUCCACCCGCGGGGCCCGGAUCGUUUCCCAGGGGAAAAAAGAGCAUUUGCAGCUCAAGGUUCAAACUGGAGAUUUGCUCAUAAGUGAGAAAUUAGAUCGAGAGGAGCUAUGCGGUCCUACUGAGCCUUGUAUACUACAUUUCCAAGUGUUAAUGGAAAAACCUUUAGAGAUAUUUCAGGCUGAGCUGAGAGUGAGAGACGUAAAUGACCAUUCUCCCGUGUUCACUGAAAGAGAAAUGAUUCUAAAAAUACCGGAAAACAGUCCUCUAGGAAAUGCAUUUCCUCUGAAUAAUGCUCUGGACAUGGACGUAGAAAACAAUAAUGUUCAGAACUAUAGAAUCAGUCCCAACUCCCAUUUCCGCGUUCUAACUCGCGAACGCAAGGAUGGCACAAAAUACCCUGAGCUGGUGAUAGAUAAAGAACUGGAUCGGGAGGAGGAGCCCGAGCUAAGAUUAACCCUGACGGCGCUGGAUGGCGGCUCUCCGCCCCGGUCUGGGACUGUCCGGGUCCUCAUUGAAGUGAUGGACACCAAUGAUAACGCCCCUGAGUUUGAGCGGCUGAUCUACACGGUGCAGAUUCCUGAAAACAGCCCGGUAGGCUCCCUGGUUGUCACUGUUUCUGCCAGCGAUUUAGACAGCGGAGUCAACGGUAAAAUAUCAUACACACUCUUUCAGCCUUCGGAAGAUACUAGCGAAACUUUGGAGGUAAAUCCUAUGACAGGAGAAAUUCGGCUGAGAAAACGAGUAGAUUUUGAAACAGUUCAGUCUUAUGAGGUGGACGUCAAGGCCACGGAUGGGGGAGGUCUUUCAGGAAAAUGCACUCUCCUUCUGCAGGUGGGGGAUGUGAAUGACAAUCCCCCAGAAGUGACAAUGUCUGCACUCUCCAGCCCCAUCCCAGAGAACUCCCCUGAGAUUGUAGUUGCUGUUUUCAGUGUUUCAGAUCCUGACUCUGGGAACAACGGGAAUACCAUUACCUCCAUCCAGGAAGACCUUCCUUUUCUUCUAAAACAUUCGGUCAAGAACUUUUAUACCCUAAUAACAGAGAGUGCACUAGACAGAGAAAGCCAAGCCGAGUACAACAUCACCAUCACCGUCACCGACUUGGGGACGCCCAGGCUCAAAACCGAGCACAGCAUAACCGUGCAGGUCUCCGACGUCAACGACAACGCCCCUGCCUUCACACAAACCUCCUACACCCUGUUCGUCCGCGAGAACAACAGCCCCGCCCUGCACAUCGGCAGCGUCAGCGCCACAGACAGAGACUCGGGCACCAACGCCCAGGUCACCUACUCGCUGCUGCCGACCCACGACCCGCACCUGGCCCUCGCCUCCCUGGUGUCCAUCAACGCGGACAGCGGACACCUGUUCGCCCUGCGGUCGCUGGACUACGAGGCCCUGCGGGCGUUCGAGUUCCGCGUGGGCGCGGCAGACAGAGGCUCCCCCGCGCUGAGCAGCGACGCGCUGGUGCGCGUGGUGCUGGUGGACGACAACGACAACGCGCCCUUCGUGCUGUACCCGCUGCAGAACGGCUCUGCGCCCUGCACCGAGCUGCUGCCCAGGCAGGCCGAGGCGGGCUCCCUGGUGACCAAGGUGGUGGCGGUGGACGGCGACUCGGGCCAGAACGCCUGGCUGUCGUACCAGCUGCUCAAGGCCACGGAGCCCGGGCUGUUCGGCGUGUGGGCGCACAACGGCGAGGUGCGCACGGCCCGGCUGCUGAGCGAGCGCGACGCGGCCAGGCACAGACUGCUGGUGCUGGUCAAGGACAAUGGCGAGCCGCCGCUGUCGGCCACCGUCACGCUGCACGUGCUGCUGGUGGACGGCUUCUCCCAGCCCUACCUGCCGCUGCCGGAAGCGGCGCCGGAGCGGGCGCAGGCCGACUCGCUCACCGUCUACUUGGUCAUCGCGCUGGCCUCGGUCACCUCGCUCUUCCUGUUCUCGGUGCUCCUGUUGGUGGCGGUGCGGCUGUGCAGGAGGCGCAGGGCGGCCUCGGAGGGCCGCUGCUCGGUGCCUGGGGGCCGCUUUCCGGGCCACCUGGUGGACGUCAGCGGUACGGGGACCCUGUCCCAGAGCUACCAGUAUGAGGUGUGUCUGAUGGGAGGCGCAGGGACAAAUGAGUUCAAGUUUUUGAAGCCGGUUAUCCCCAGCCUCCCGCCCCUGGGCUCUGGGAAAGAAAUAGAGGAAACUCCUAACUUUCACCAUAGCUUUGAAGUUAAUUAUUGA